AUGGGUCGUAGUGGGGGUCUCUGGUUACUAUGGCAAGAUGAUAUUGAUGCUGAAAUUAUCUCAUUCUCAAAGAAUCUGAUCCAUCUUCAAGUUAAUCAAAAUGGUGCUUUUCGCAGAUGGAAUCUAUUUUGUGUUUACGGACCUCCAAAUAGACAAGAAAGAGGUGAAUUCUGGCACAGUCUAUCUAUUUAUGCUCAACAAGUAGAUGGACCAAAAUGUUUUAUAGGCAAUUUCAAUGCAAUCUCUUCAGUGAGGGAAAAAUUUGGAGGAGAUCAGUCUCUUAAUGGUACAAUAACACCUUUUAACAAUUUUACAAGAGACAAUCAUCUUUUGGAUUUGGGUUUUUCUGGACCGGCAUUCACUGGGACAAAUGGAAGACAGAUGCAGCCCUUAAUUAGACAACGUUUGGAUAGAGUUGUCGCAUCUCCAGAUUGGUGUUUAAUGUUUGAAAAUUCAGGAGUAUUACAUCUUCCAAGAUUAUCAAGUGACCAUUCUCCAAUCAUUUUGAAUAUGUGCAGAUCAAUCCCGAGAAAUCCUCCGUCAUAUAAAUUCGAAGCAUACUGGUGCAACCAUCCAGAUUUUCUUAAGGUUGUUCUAGAAAGCUGGAAUAUUAAUAUCUCAGGUGACUUAAUGGAUGCAGCUGAUAAUAUUUCCAUUACAUCUGUUCCUUCAACGGAUACUAUAUGGAAGGUGGUCAAAAACAUGAAUCCAUUUGGUUCACCAGGACCUGAUGGAUUUCCGGUGAUAUUUUACAAGAAAAGUUGGUCUGCUGUUGGAGAUGAUAUUGUUAAAUUCAUUCAAGAGAUUUUCACUUAA
Messenger RNA from Papaver somniferum (opium poppy), 816 nucleotides. RefSeq lists its product as uncharacterized. The coding region runs from base 1 to 816 and encodes 271 amino acids. Lineage: Eukaryota; Viridiplantae; Streptophyta; Magnoliopsida; Ranunculales; Papaveraceae. The transcript has 2 exons. The record is from RefSeq and is a predicted model, not a curated record.